AAUAUAUAAACAUUAUAUGCAGCUCAAUAUCAAAAAAACAAACAACCCAAUCAAAAAAUGGGCAGAAGGAGAGAAAAAGAUGGCGGCGAAGUAGAGAGACGUGGAGUGCAUCCCUCUCCACAGAUGCAUUGGGAAUGCACGGAAGGACGCAGUCAUUCCCACAGAGAACCAGCUGAACACCAGCAGACGGCCUCGGACACCAGAAAGGGCUGCGGGGAGCCCGACAUAGCCGAUAUGCAGUAUGAUGAUGAGGAGGAUGAAAUCCCCCAGAUUUGUUGGCAAGAGGCAUGCUGGAUUGUAAUCAGGAACCAUGAGACACUGUGCCAUCCGCAGCAGGAGCAGCAGCAGCGCCCAAGUGUUCACCACGUAGAACGUCAUGUGCAAGACUUGUGUCGAAGUGGAUAACGCACCUUAUCCAGGAAUAAGGUAAGUGAUACUUCAUAUAAAAUUAAUAAUGUAUUAGUUUUCCUGCUGUUUUAUAACUUUGCUUUCAAAGAGUUACAUUGCCAUACAGUAUGCCCCUCUCUCCGCUCUAAUUGGAAAAACUGUGUAUCAGCCCGUCAUCAUAGGUAAGUGUAUUUUUUAAAAGGUAACAGUGUUUCCAACUCUGUAUUAUGAAUAUGGCUAUAAUACUGUAUGCCAUAAAAAUUUGAUAAGGAUCCAUUCACUGUGUAUGAGCUAGGCUACUGUGAAGCAAUUGUAUCAGUUACACUAAGUGUACCAUAAAGGAAUCAUGUUGCUGCUGCUUCGUUAUCAACGCAUGAAUCGUUAUAUCUCUGCAUAAAUGUGAGUUUCUUUUUUUCACGUUAUCUUUUAUUUGUGAUAUCUAGAGUUAGUAAUUCAUGUAGUAUCUGCAGUGUUUUGUAUCAUAGACAACAAUGUGGAUGUAGGGACUGACAGAUAAUCUCGUAAACAGAUGACAUUAACUUGUGGUAUCGAUACAGUCUCUAGUUUAUUAUGAGUACAAUAGUAUAUUGUGUAUAUAGUAUACAUGUAUUUUGUGUAAUGGUACUGUUAUUAUCAUAUAAUAGUACUAUUGUAUGAUAAUAUAUAUGUAGUAUAUAAUAUUGAUACAGGUAACAUAAAAUAUGUUAAUUGACUUUAUAUUAUCGAUAAGACUUCUGGUCAGCAAUAGGCUAUUGGUAGUUGAGUUUUGAGGGAGUCAAAAAUUUAUACGUGGGUUUUUGACUGCACUGGUGUUGGCACCCAUAACCCCCAUGUCGUUCAAGGGCCACCUAUACAAGCAUUCUCGAAGAGAUAGCCUGGAUCAAAGGCAGUCAUUGUUCCUGCUUACAACAUAUGCAAAACCAUGAGAGAUCCAUGGAGAAUUGUCUCCUAACAUUUAGUAGGCAUUUGUAACAGGUAAUAUGCAUAAAUUGAAAGAAAAAUAUUUUACUUUAAACAAUUGCAGUCACUUGGUGAUGGAAUAUGUACACCUAUGGGGCACUGCACAACUCCUCAAAUCUUGGAAUUAGAUUGGACAGCACUACCCAUUCCCUGUUCCACAUUGAUUUUCUUAGAGGGCUUGCUUUUUAUCACGGCAACCACCAAAAACCUAGGUUCAGAAAUAUCUCGUCAUCAAAAGGAAAGCAGUGCUAUCUGAUGUUGAAACUGUGAACUACCUCAAGCUAGUAGUUAUGUGGUGUAUAUCGGAUGUUGAGGACACUGUGUUUUCCUCAAAAAUUUGACACAACCUAUGGUGCUCCCGUGAGUUCACUGAGGCUCUUUGGGACAACUUGGGAACUGCAGCCCUAAGCAGUGGUGGAAGAAGCAUUGAUUCUGAAUGACCUCACAGAGUAGCUCUGUCUUGGUAACCUAGACUAAAUGUUAUAUCAGAGAGAAAUAACCUUCUGUCCUCUUUCAGUCAGAUUUGUGGAUGUUUUUGUUACAGUGACAUAGUCUUUAUCCUAACUAGUACAAUCUCCUAAUACAUUUGGCUGUGUCUCAUAAUGUAGUAUUUGAUGACAUGUUCUUACAUUGUGAAAAACUGUAUUCACUAUGUGGUUGUUUUUUUUUUUUUUUUGUCUUUCCAACUUCAGUCAUCACCUCAGUUGACAUUUAUUGAGCCCCUGCUAUGCCCUGGCAGUGGGCUAAGUAAGCAUUCUUUCACAUCUAAGUCCACUUCUAUGUUCCUCAGUCCCCUCAGCUGCAGGCCAGCUGCUCUUGACCACUUAGCCACGUCUAAGCAAGUCCUCUCCCCAUUUAGCAAAUAGGGUCUGGAAGCUGCAUUGAUGCUUUACUCCCAGGAGUAGCUGGUGUGCCUUUGCAGCUGGCUGGGCUUGGACCUGGAACUCAAUGAGAAGAACUUGGGUGAUCUGAACUGAAACACAUGGAUCAGUCCUAUUCGGCCAGUCUGGUUAGGACUAAGAACCUUCAGGUAGAAAGCCAAUCUGACACAUUCAACAAGACACAGUGUCCAGAAAGCACACAGGCAACAAGACAGAAGGUACUUGUUUUCACUGCCUAGUGUUGAGCUGACCUGAACUGCUGCUGGGGUAGUGUGCACUGUGUGUGUCUGUGAAAAAAGGAAGCAGGAAGGAGAACAGACUGGCCUGUAAGUGAUUGAAGGAAGACAAUGAUGGCUGGACUGGCCUUGGGUAGUGUUGGGAGAAGCAGAUCCUAUGUCCACUCACUAUUUUGCAACCUGGGACACAUACACACACACACACACACACACACACGCUGAGCUAGGAAUGGGCCCUGAUGCCCUCCAGUACUGCAGCAUGGAGAGAAGAGAAUGCUGAAAGAGUUUCAGUCUUCCCACACCCAAAAUGAGUGACAUUUUAAUGUACAUUAAUCACUAGUAAUUAAUCACUAGUGAACUUGACCCAGAAAGAGUCCUAGAAUUUCAGAAAUCCUUGCCAACUUUUCUUCUUGAGGGAAGCAUAGGGAAGAGGGCAAAGAUGAUGGAGGGGACGCUUUGCCUCUCAAAGUGUAUUCUGCGUAAUACUCAUGGACUAUUAUAGCAGGAAGAGUU
Hippopotamus amphibius kiboko is the source of this 2977-nucleotide messenger RNA. RefSeq names its product RNA polymerase II subunit B (gene POLR2B). Bases 58 to 405 code for a protein of 115 amino acids. Lineage: Eukaryota; Metazoa; Chordata; Mammalia; Artiodactyla; Hippopotamidae. The record is from RefSeq and is a predicted model, not a curated record. The transcript has 3 exons.